This is a messenger RNA of Triticum aestivum (bread wheat), 1997 nucleotides long. RefSeq names its product F-actin-capping protein subunit alpha. Gene Ontology annotation, cellular component: F-actin capping protein complex; cortical cytoskeleton. NCBI's taxonomy places the organism in Eukaryota, Viridiplantae, Streptophyta, Magnoliopsida, Poales, Poaceae. The record is from RefSeq and is a predicted model, not a curated record. Gene Ontology annotation, biological process: actin cytoskeleton organization; barbed-end actin filament capping. The coding region runs from base 179 to 1027 and encodes 282 amino acids. The transcript has 8 exons. Gene Ontology annotation, molecular function: actin filament binding.
AUCGUCAACCGGCACGGCCCGGCAGGCGCCACCCGCCGCUCGCCUCGCCUGCCCCCCACGUGCCGCCCGUGCGGCCACCCAUCAAUCCCUCUCCCCCUCCCCUCACGCCUCCCGCUCCGCCCACUCCACAUCGUCUCCCAUCCCCCACCCACCGCCGCUCCCCGCCCGCGCCCGCCAAAUGUCGGACGACGGCGGCGCCGGCGAGCCGCUCAGCGGCGACCAGAAGCGGGAGAUCGCCGUCUGGUUCCUCGCCAACGCCCCCACCGGCGAGAUCCACUACGUCGCCAAAGAUGUGCGGGCGCUGCUCGGGGACGACGCCGCGUACGAGGCCGCGGCCGCUGAGGCCUACCCGGAGUACAACAAGACGCACCUCGUCUCCCUCGAGCUCCCCGACCGCAGCGGCGAUAUAAUCAUCACAACUUAUGGGGAGAUUGACAGGAACAACUAUCUGGACCCUAGGACCGCACAAAUUGCUACCGUGGACCAUGUUAAGCAGACUUGUACAAAAUUGAGGCCUGCUACAGAUGAGGAGCUUCCUUCAGGAUAUAUUGAAGAAUUUAGGAAUGCUAUAGAUUAUGAAGUGUCCAAUUAUGUUGGUGAAGCUUAUCCAAAAGGUGUUUCUGCCGUUUAUUGUACCAAUGGAAAGGAUGUAGAGGAACCAGGAGCUGAUUUUGGUUUGGCAGUAGUUAUUUCUGCUGCUAAACGAAGCCCACGAAACUUUUGCAAUGGCAGCUGGCGUUCCAUUUGGACUUUGGAAUUCAGUUAUGCGUUUCAACUUGUAGAAAUUAAAGGAAAGAUACAGGUAGAUGCUCAUUAUUUUGAAGAGGGAAAUGUGCAGCUGGAUACUGACGUUGAUUGCAAGGACUCCACAAUAAUGCAGAACUUGAUGUUUUAUCACCUUAAACAUGGCCUACCAUUAAGUCUCUUUUCAAGCUCUGAAGCUCUAUUUUGGUUGUUGUAUCACUGCUUUAGUAUCCUUUGCUUGCAUAGUUGGACCCACAGCGCAGCUAUUAUAAAUUUUAGGUAAACUUUAUUCCAUUCUUCGAUAAUAUUGUUUUCUCGAACACUCCUGCACAUGCAAGUCAGUAUGUGUUCAUUUAUUUGCAUUCAAGAAACUUAGAAAUAUUAUCUUCACUUUACCAAGUCACUAUAUUGGUGCAAACUGUUCCAACAGACCAACACAAACCUAAGCUUUAUGCAAACUUUUUUUUGGGAAAUGAUGAACCCAUGGCAUAUUUCCUCUCCCAGAUUUUACUUUGCUGGAUUGUGUAGAUAGAAAUGACAGUUGCAAAUUCACCUCAUGACUAGCAUGUAAGAGAGAAAGCGUGGGUGGGGCAUAGUUACUCUUUUCCUUCCUAGUUAUUUUCUUUUGUAACUGGCUGUGGAGUUUGUGUGCUGCACUAUUCAUAUUUCAAGAGGGCAGGCCUGGUGCAGUGGUGAAGUCCUCCCACUUGUGCCAAGAGGUCCUGGGUUUGAACCAGCCUCUCUGCAUUGCACUUUGCAGGGGUAAGACUAGGUUCCAAUAAUCCCUCCCCAGAUCCCACCUUGUGUGGGAGCUUCUAUGCACUGGGUCCGUCCUUUUUUUUUAUGUGUACUCCCUCCGUCCCAAAAUAAUUGAAGUUCUAGUUUUUUCCCAAGUCAAACUUGCUUAAGUUUGACCACCUCUAUAGAAAAAUGUGCCGAGAUCUGCAACAGCAAAUACACAUAAUACGAAAAUAUGUCUUAAAGAAUCUUAAGAGACUAAUUUAGCGUUCUAAGUGUUAAUAUAUUUUUGUAUAGACUGGGUCAAAAAAUUAAACAAUUUUGACUUUGGGUAAAUCCAGAACUUCAAUUAUUUUGGAACGGUGGUAGUAGUAUCUUUGUGUCAUUCACCCAUUGAUGUGCCAUCUGAUCUAAAUCUGUUGUGCUGCCUUGAGUAUGCUUUUAGGAUAUUUAGUCAUGGUGCCGCCUUCAAUAUCCCUAUUUGCUUUCUUUGUCCUUAUUAUAUCUUCGCCAGG